Guillardia theta CCMP2712 is the source of this 995-nucleotide messenger RNA. RefSeq lists its product as hypothetical. The record is from RefSeq and is a predicted model, not a curated record. Bases 101 to 556 code for a protein of 151 amino acids. The transcript is spliced from 4 exons. Lineage: Eukaryota; Cryptophyceae; Pyrenomonadales; Geminigeraceae.
AGACUGUUGAAUCUACAUUCCGAAUCAAUGAAAGUUCUUAGGCUAGAACCGACAUUCAAAGCAGGCUUUCUGAGGCUCCAUAUUUGACAAAAGAGCGAAGAUGCACACUCGUCAAACCAACAUCAUUUUAAGCCUGACGAUAGUCGCACGACCAGUGGGAGCGGCCGCCAUCACAGUUGUUCACAUAUCCGUGGGUAGGAUGCCAGACGGUGCCGAAGAACUCAUGUCCAGAUCCCUGGCCAUCGAAGUUGCCAGUUCCAUAGGCGAUGUAUCCCUGGCUGUCGUUGGCAAAGUAGGGUCCCCAUCCGUUAACCUUCUGCGCAGCCUGAGGGGCUUGCACAUCGGGAUAGCAGUGAGGCAGGAAGCUCCCACCUCCGGGCUGAACAAGAGAGGAGGUCAAGAGAAUACGACAUUGGUUGGAUGUACAAAUGCAAGCAACAAUGCGGGAGUACGCAACAUCAACAAAUGUUUCGCCACAGUUGAGCAGCUCAACCAAUUAGAGCUCAACUUCAAUGAUUAUACAGGAUAUACACACAAAAAGAAAUACAAUUCAUGAGGGAUCAAGCAUGACGAACGAUCAUUGCAGGUUUGGAGGAAAAAGGCGCCACCGCUAAAUGAGUACAAAGAGUGCUUUGAGAUCGACUAACAAGGUACUAAUGCGAAAACAACAAAGGAGUGGGUGGACAACGAUUGGAACAGAAAAGCACAGAAAAAAACUCAGGUUACCACAGAAGAUCGAUGAACACUGAGCUACUGAAAAGAAAAUGGCACCACGCUUACAAAACCAAGGCGUAACAGCAAUGACAGUCUGGAUAGAUUGAGAGUUGUAUAGGAAGAAACAAGUACAGCAUAGGGGUGAGCAUCUCAAGUGCGUGUAGUGUGAUAUAAAGUUGAUGUUUGAUUCGAUGAUGAAGAGCACUGACAUCUUACCUUGCCGGCGGCAAUGCAGAAGAGCUGUUGUGUGAGCUGAGCGCCCGGCAUUGAUCUGUGCAGGC